Messenger RNA from Anthonomus grandis grandis, 1641 nucleotides. RefSeq names its product troponin I (gene wupA). The transcript has 15 exons. Lineage: Eukaryota; Metazoa; Arthropoda; Insecta; Coleoptera; Curculionidae. The coding region runs from base 130 to 1425 and encodes 431 amino acids. Gene Ontology annotation, cellular component: troponin complex. Gene Ontology annotation, biological process: muscle contraction. The record is from RefSeq and is a predicted model, not a curated record.
GAGAAGGAGAAGGGAUCACCAAUGACGCUAAGUAAAAAUUUCAUGAGGAAAGUCGACAGUCAGCACAGGGUCCCCUGAGAAGCUGCUCAUAUUUUUCCAUCGCAACACAGAACAACCAAACACUUCAUAAUGGCGGACGAUGAGAAAAAAAAGUUGGAAGAGGAAAAGAAGAGGAAACAAGCUGAAAUCGAAAGGAAGAGGGCCGAAGUCCGUGCCCGUAUGGAAGAGGCCUCCAAAGCCAAAAAGGCCAAGAAAGGUUUCAUGACCCCUGAAAGGAAGAAGAAACUUAGGUUACUGUUAAGAAAGAAAGCCGCCGAAGAAUUAAAGAAGGAACAGGAAAGAAAAGCUGCAGAAAGGAGGCGCAUCAUCGAAGAAAGGUGUGGUAAACCGAAACUUAUUGACGAUGCCAAUGAAGAACAACUUAAGAGUAUAUGCAAGCAAUAUUACGAUAGAAUAGUCAAACUGGAAGAUGCCAAAUACGAUGUGGAAUACGUCGUUAGAAAGAAAGAAUUUGAGAUCGCCGAUCUGAACAGCCAAGUCAACGAUCUGAGGGGCAAAUUCGUUAAACCUACCUUGAAAAAAGUAUCCAAAUACGAAAACAAAUUUGCCAAAUUGCAAAAGAAGGCGGCCGAAUUCAACUUCCGUAAUCAACUAAAAGUGGUCAAAAAGAAGGAGUUCACCCUUGAAGAAGAAGAUAAAGAGAAAAAACCUGACUGGUCCAAAAAGGGAGAAAAGGAAGAAGGAGCCGAGGGAGAAAAACCAGCAGAAGAAGCACUGGAAGCACAACCGUCAGCAGAAGCACCCGGCUCAGAAGCAGCACCACAAACAGAAGCACCACAACCGGCUGAACCUCCUGCGGAACCUGCAGGCGAAGGCCAAUCUCCUACAGAGGGUCAACCACCGGCGGAAGGGCAACCUCCAGUAGAAGGUCAACUUCCGGCAGAAGGGCAACCUCCAGUAGAAGGUCAACCAGUAGUUGAAGGUGAAAUUAAAGCAGAAGAUGCUGCUCCUAGUGAAGGACAACCGCCUGAAGGAGGUGCACCAGCAGAAGGUGCACCAAGUGCAGAAGGAGCACCAUCAGCAGUAGAAGGAGAACAACCCGCACCUCCAGCAGAAGGAGCCCCAUCAAGUGAAGGAGCCCCCGCAUCGGAAGGUCAACCGACUACAGAAGGCCAACUUUCAGCGGAAGGCGCACCACCAGCAGAAGCUGUUCCAGCAGCUGAAGGAGUAUCAGUUGAAGGUGCAGUAUCCGCUCCUACCGAAGAAGCAGCACCAGCAGUAGAGGCAGCAAGUCCUGCAGAAGCAGCUCCGACUGAAGCGACACCAGCCGAAGUUGCUCCAACUGGUGAAGCGGCGCCUGCUGCUGAAGCGCACACAGAAGCAUCUACAGAGGCAGCACCGGCAGUUAUAGAAGCCGCAGCUUAAAAUCAUCAGCAUUCUGAAAUGAAAGUGCCUUCCAACUUGCAAGACUUCAAUUACAUUAUUGGUUACUUAAACUUUUUUUUCUGUUAUGUGUAUAAAUUACAACAAGUUAUAUAUUUUGGACUUGCAUCAUAUUACAUAUAUUUUAAUUUUACAAUUUUAGGUGUAAGAUUAUAUUAUUUAUUAAAUGAUGUAUAGUUAUUAAAUCUUUUUAUUGUA